Messenger RNA from Moneuplotes crassus, 1290 nucleotides. The record is from the annotation of a GenBank genome assembly. Lineage: Eukaryota; Ciliophora; Spirotrichea; Euplotida; Euplotidae.
CUGGCUUUGUGGAUAUAUUUCUUCGGGAUUUGUAUGUGAUGCCAUUACUAUUUCAAGAAUUUUCUUUUGAGCCCAUUUGGAUGUUCCUACAGUCUCUUGAUAGAUUUAAAUUUGUUCAAUUGAUAUUAAGCUUUUGCUUCCUAGCUUUGAUAGUUCUUUUAAAUAUCCUAGACGGUCUCAUUUUACCCAGUCGCUUUCCACUCUUCUGGGAUUUGUUUGAGGUUUGAUGCUGAAAUGAUCCCUUCUCUCUCAAUUUCUGGGGCAAACCUUGCUCUUUCAAGAACUUUUGCUGAUGCUUCUGGCUCUUAGCAAAGGUUUUGGUGAACACUGGGUCUUCUCAGUUCUUUAAUAAAAGUGUGCCAAAUUUAGAAUCCUUGUGUUGAAUCGCUUUGGAUUUCAAUUUAGGUAAGUUAUAAUUGACAUCUUUUGUUGUAAAGCUCUUAUUUUGAGACACACAGGCUGAUAUAUUAAUCCUACUUUUAGCAGUUGAAAUUCUAGUCUUAAUACGCUUCACAACCUUUCCACCAGUCUUGGGCUGAUUGAUAGCAGCAGCUUGUUGAAGAUAAUUAUUCACAUGAGAAGUGCUGCUUCUAUGUUUGCUAUUAUGCCUUCUAGGAGACUUCGAUCAAAUCUUGAUCGAAGCAUAUCCCUUCAAGGCAUGCUUAGAAGUAGAAAUCAUUGGUCUCUGGAUCAGUCUUCCUCUUCUUGAGGAAGGGUUGUCAUCAAGAAUACUAAAUAAGUGUAUUUUUAUUCUUCUCCUUGGGUCUGCGUAAGGGACUUAUCUUGAGCUGGUUCUUUUUAGCCAGAACGCUGGAAAUUCAUUCUUGAAGGUAUUUUAUAAAGUCUAUGUCUUUAUUUUGCUGUUGAAUUGAUUCUCUUGUGAGUCUUGCGUUUGUUGAUUUUUGUUAGUCUCAGAGCCUCGUUAUAAGCCCAAAGGCAUUGAGAGUAUUGCUCUAGGUGUUCUAGCUCAGCACCGAGGUUGAAGAAUCCUUUUGCUAAGGUAUCAGCAUAUUCUAUCAUUGCUUGGCUUUGAGAAUGAGAAAUACUGUUGUUUUUGAUCACAUCUGAAGAGUCUGAUUCUGGCUCAAUGAUACAUUUUUGGAGUAAUAAAAUUCCGGUUUGAGCAUGCUCAACAGCUUUACUUAUGCUUUCCAAGAGUUGAAAGAGAUGCUCAAAGAUUAAAUUUAUCAAUAGCUUUCUGAUAAAGCUCUUUGUUAAGCUCUGUGCUCUUUUUGUAAUGUUUCAAAUUUUUGCUUUGUUGGAUAUAUUUUUGGGGACUCUUACUCCUUC